This is a messenger RNA of Aspergillus thermomutatus, 1990 nucleotides long. RefSeq lists its product as uncharacterized. NCBI's taxonomy places the organism in Eukaryota, Fungi, Ascomycota, Eurotiomycetes, Eurotiales, Aspergillaceae. The transcript is spliced from 6 exons. The record is from RefSeq and is a predicted model, not a curated record. The annotation marks the transcript as partial.
AUGAAGCUGCUCCUCCUCCUUGCAAGCACUGCCCUGGCAACAUGGCACAAACCUCUCCCAGGCCAGUUCUCCCUCCUCGCUCGCGACUCCAAUGGCAACUGUACCGCCAAAAACACCUGCUCUGACUGCUACGGCGCAGGAAACAUCCUCUGCGACAACGCAGGCUGCUUCAAUCCAAAUAAGGGGGAACAAUGCUAUACCUGCGUAGCCAAAGAUAACUCCUGCUGUGACACUCUGGGAACAGGAACACCAGGAACAGAUGGCCUCCUUCCCCUGCCGACCGGGUCCGCCUCCGCCUCCUCGACAUCCGGCAUAUUCGACACAAUAAUCUGCACACCCGAGCAGACCAACGAAGAAUGCUGCUCCCAGAGCGGGCUCUAUCCGUCCCUGAAAUGGUGCUACGGAAGUUACCCCGACCAAAUGUGCUACAACCCCAAGCACCAGAUCUGCUGUUCCGAGGGGACGGUGUGUUUCGGCGAGGGGUGCUGUGACUUGGUCAGCGCGAGUGCUAUCACGCCCGAUCCAGUGCGUGCAACUGCGUUGCCCGAUGGAACUGGGUCGGUAUCUGCGUCUACGUGGGGCCUGGGCACCUCGCAGACGAUGGCGGGGAUGAGUGCGACUGCUACUGCUACUGCUACUGGCAAUCCUGCGACCUCUUCGCCAACUCCGAGCCAGAGAACUAAUGCGGCUCUGGCGACGGGAAUCAAUGAGGCAGAAUAUCAGCCUCUGCGUGAUAUCAUGACCAGUCUCACGGUUGCAGAGGUGUCAGGCUUGAUCGCCGCGGGCGUGUUCAUCCUGCAAUUACUCCUCCCACUGUCUCUGCCCAUCAUUCUCAUCGCUUUCCUGUUCGACGAGAACUCGAUCAUCAGUUGGAAUGUGCUCGCCCGCUUUCUCCACUCAACCCUAUGGCCCAGCAUUCUCGGCUCCAGCACGGCCGCCAUAUCCGGCGUGCAGAAGAGGCUGACCAUCACCGGGUACGCGCAGACGAUCAUACUCGGCGUCGUCUCCGUUGCCUCGAUCGUGACUCCACUGGGCCUGUACGAAUCCAUUGAGCCGGCGGGGUCAACGACGCCCGAACCAUUCGGCUACAUCAAAGGCACAUCGGCGUUCAGCUACGGCAGGCCGUUUCGCAGCGAUGCCCCGUUCACGCGCAACUGCGGCCUCCGCCAGGCUUGUCCGGGGACGACUAUGAACAAGACGUGCCACCAGCAGGGCCUGUUGGAGAAUUGUACCGCCGUCUACGAUAGCCUUAUUCCUGAGCAGCUGGCGGGGGUGUUCCGCGACGGGGCGAGUGGGUUCCGCCCUUCGGUCUCGAGUAUAUUCGACAUGCAGUACCGGACUUUUUUCAACGGGACGGACGCGUACAGCGCGCUGGGAUGGUAUGCGAAACCGUCGUAUCGUUCUCUGCAGGUUCUGAUUCUGGAUGAGAAGGUCGAGGCUGUGGAGGGGUUGAUUGUUGAUAUGGUGGAUGGGGUGAUAGGGUUUCGGAAUCAUACGGCGCCGUCCAAGGCGCUCAAGUACGGGUCGACCUGGGACGAGGAUAUCUUGUUCGUCCAGCCGGAGACGCGGUGCGUGCCAUUGAACUUCGCAAUCGAUUUCCUGCUGCCGUCGGAUCUAGAGACGACCUUGUCUGUGGUGAAUCUGGUGCUGAAAGAUCACGGAGGGCUGUCGAAUCUCGCGCAGCCUCGCCCGUCAAUCAGUGUUCCUGUUAAUGGACACGAUUUUGAACUAUGGCAGAGAGCGUGGAAUGCAGCAUGGUAUAACAACUUCCUGACGCUGGCAUACUUCAAUGCCACCGAUCCGGAUCCUACCAAUAUCACCCGUCUGGAUGUCACGCCAGGACAGACAUUCCAGCUAGGGAGGGCGAACUUUACCCUUGGAUAUCGCAACAUCCAGACCACAAUCAGUCUGGGAGAGUACCUCGAUCUUAGCGUCAGCAACUCGACCGUGAACCCGCACGGGAUCGCCCAAAAAGACUUUGACCUUGCCA